This is a messenger RNA of Phaeoacremonium minimum UCRPA7, 2166 nucleotides long. RefSeq names its product putative hexose transporter protein. Bases 1 to 2166 code for a protein of 721 amino acids. Gene Ontology annotation, molecular function: carbohydrate:proton symporter activity. The record is from RefSeq and is a predicted model, not a curated record. Gene Ontology annotation, biological process: carbohydrate transport; transmembrane transport. NCBI's taxonomy places the organism in Eukaryota, Fungi, Ascomycota, Sordariomycetes, Togniniales, Togniniaceae. Gene Ontology annotation, cellular component: membrane. The transcript has 6 exons.
AUGGGCAUUCUCCAGUGCAAUCUUGGCUGGGACACGCCCGACAGCCCGCGCUGCGCGGAUCCAGGAGACCCAUCGGCUCCCCCAGAGCAUACCAAUACGGGAGCCCACCACGUCGACCGCCCGCACGCCUCCGAUUCUGACUCCGACUUGGACUCGUGGACGGACACCGGCGACAUCGCGGAGCAGCUUGCCGACGAGGACCCCCUGCGCAACCGCCUCAACGACACGCUCGAUGACGAGAUCCUCGCUGGCGUUCUGAAGAGACACCCCAAGCACCAUUACCCCAACAAGAAGCACGUCCGCAUCGACGCCGAGUCCAGCCGCGGCCGUCACGCACGCGACCGGCACUCCCCCUACCAAUCUGGAGUCGUUAGUAAAGAGGCAAUUGAGAUCCCAGACGUCGCUGCUCGAAGAGUUUCUAGAGCAGAACGCAUUCUGGCCACAAUCAUGUCGGGAGGAGGGAGUUCCGUUCAUGGCCUCACCGGCAAGCCCUUGAUCUAUUUCACAAGUAUCUUCGUCUCAUUAGGCGUUUUUUUAUUCGGAUAUGACCAAGGUGUGAUGUCCGGUAUUAUCACCGGUCCAUACUUCCUAGAUGCCUUCAAUCACCCCUCGAAGGCCUAUGUAGGCACCAUGGUAGCCAUCCUAGAGGUUGGUGCCUUUAUUUCAUCUCUAAUGGUCGGCCGGAUUGGCGAUAUCAUCGGCCGUCGAAGAACAAUUCUCUAUGGCUCCAUCAUCUUCUUCGUUGGCGGCGCCUUGCAGACAGCUGCGACGACGAUGACCAUGAUGAUGGUGGGCAGAAUCAUUGCCGGUCUCGGUGUUGGUUCCCUCUCGACGAUUGUUCCCGUGUACCAGUCCGAAAUCUCUCCGCCCCACAAUCGGGGUAAGCUGGCUUGCAUUGAGUUCUCAGGAAACAUCAUCGGCUACACGACAUCUGUCUGGGUCGAUUACUUCUGUGGGUUUAUCCAGAGCAACUACUCCUGGCGGCUGCCACUGUUCAUGCAGUGUGUCAUGGGCGCGCUGCUAGGUCUAGGAAGUCUGGUUAUUGUCGAAUCUCCCAGAUGGCUGCUUGACAAUGACCAUGACGAGGAAGGCAUUGUUGUCAUUGCCGACCUCUAUGGUGGCGGUGAUAUUCACAACCACAAAGCUCGAGAGGAAUACCGCGAGAUCAAGAUGAAUGUUCUGCUUGCACGACAGGAAGGUGAGCGCACGUACGCCGAGAUGUUCCGCCGGUACAGGACUCGUGUUUUCAUCGCGAUGUCCGCCCAAGCUCUUGCUCAGCUCAACGGUAUCAACGUAAUCUCGUAUUAUGCUCCAUACGUGUUCGAGUCCGCUGGCUGGGUGGGCCAUGAUGCUAUCUUGAUGACGGGUAUCAACGGCAUCACGUACUUCCUAUCCACGAUCCCACCUUGGUACAUCGUGGACACCUGGGGUCGCCGCGUCAUUUUGCUCACUGGAGCGGUUGCCAUGACGGUUUCACUCUCCAUGAUAUCCUACUUCAUAUUCCUCGACAUCCGGGCCACGCCGACUCUUGUUGUAGUGUUCGUGAUGAUCUACAACGCCGCCUUUGGGUACUCUUGGGGACCAAUCCCCUGGUUGUACCCUCCCGAAAUUCUGCCGUUGACCAUUCGAUCUAAGGGCGCAUCUCUGUCAACAGCUACAAACUGGGCAUUCAACUGGCUUGUCGGUGAGAUGACACCGAUUCUACAGGAGUGGAUCAAGUGGAGGCUGUAUCUGGUGCAUGCAUUCUUCUGUGCUACUAGUUUUGUCAUUGUCUACUUCAUCUACCCAGAGACCAGUGGUGUCCGGCUCGAAGAUAUGGACUCCAUCUUUGGCGAUGCCAGCACAGCAAUGGGAACUCCGGCCACCAUGGGCACUCCUGCUAUGGGACCUCAGUCCGGAGCUCUUGUGCGGUCUGGCUCUCCCGUUCCAUCUCUCGACAUCCGCGGCCGCCCCUUGCUGGGCCCAUCAAACAACUUCCCGGGUCUUGACAUUGACCCGCCUCAUGUACCCAUCGUGGACGGAAAGCCUCAGUUGGGGUCUCAGAGCGAGAGGGACGGUGGUAUUGCCGGAUGGAUUUCAAGAGUCGUUAGCCGCACGAGAUCACCAGGAAGUGCAUCCACGCGCAGCGGAAGAUACGCACCACUGCGUUCCGAGAGAGAGGACUAA